This is a messenger RNA of Cooperia oncophora, 315 nucleotides long. The record is from the annotation of a GenBank genome assembly. Lineage: Eukaryota; Metazoa; Nematoda; Chromadorea; Rhabditida; Trichostrongylidae.
AUGGUCGAGGAGGCGGAUAAUACCGAUCCACGUGAGAAAAUGCCGCCCCGUCCAAGAGGUCAACGAACUGAAGCGCCACAACAGGGCUUUCCUGGAUUUCAAUGGGGCGAUGGUGGACCAGGUGGUGGUGUACAGUUUUCUCUAGGAAUUGGCGUUUUUCCCUUGUCUUUCUUCACAACAUGGUUCAAUGCGCCACAAGAUCCACGUCCAGCUGCACCUCAACAAGGUUCUCGUCAAUAUCAGGAAGAGCAGUUUCUUUCCAAUGUGUUCCUUUACCUUGGUGUUUUCUUCGUUUUAUGGCUUGUAUUCGUUUGA